AUGGUCAAGGAAACCAAGUUUUACGAUUGCCUGGGGGUCCCUCCCACGGCCUCUGAUGCCCAACUGAAGUCGGCCUACAAGAAGGGUGCUCUCAAGUUUCAUCCGGAUAAAAAUACCAACAACCCCGACGCCGCCGAGAAGUUUAAGGAGCUGUCGCACGCCUACGAGAUCCUGUCCGACCCGCAGAAGCGUCAACUCUACGACCAGUAUGGCGAGGAAGGCCUGGAGCACGGUGGCGGUGCCGGAGGAAUGAACGCCGAGGACCUCUUCUCGCAGUUCUUCGGUGGCGGCGGUGCUUUUGGCGGCAUGUUCGGCGGUGGAAUGCGCGAGCAGGGCCCCAAGAAGGCCCGCACUAUCCACCACGUGCACAAGGUCAACCUGGAGGAUAUCUACCGGGGUAAGGUGUCGAAAUUGGCGCUGCAGAAGUCCGUCAUCUGCCCGGGCUGUGACGGCCGUGGCGGCAAGGAGGGCGCGGUCAAGGAGUGCACGGGUUGCAAUGGCAGCGGUAUGAAGACGAUGAUGCGCCAGAUGGGCCCCAUGAUCCAGCGCUUCCAGACCGUCUGCCCGGACUGCAAUGGCGAGGGUGAGAACAUCCGUGACAAGGACCGCUGCAAGAAGUGCAACGGCAAGAAGACCACCGUCGAGCGCAAGGUGCUGCACGUCCAUGUCGACAAGGGUGUGCGUGACGGCCACAAGAUCGAGUUCCGUGGCGAGGGUGAUCAGAUGCCCGGCUCGCUGCCUGGUGAUGUCGUCUUCGAGAUCGAGCAGAAGCCUCACCCGCGAUUCCAACGCAAAAACGACGACCUCUUCUACCAGGCUGAGAUUGAUCUGCUUACCGCGCUUGCCGGCGGUACUAUUCACAUUGAGCACCUCGAUGAGCGGUGGUUGACCGUGAACAUCGCUCCCGGCGAGGUUAUCGUUCCUGAUGCGAUCAAGGUCAUUGCCGGCCAGGGUAUGCCUUCGUUCCGCCACCACGACUACGGCAACCUCUACAUCAAGUUCGACGUGAAGUUCCCCGAGAAGGACCAGCUGCGCAACCUGGAACUUCUGGAACAGGUUUUGCCUCCCCGCAAGCAACAGCCCCAGCCUCCAGCGGAUGCUAUGGUUGAGGACUUCGAGCUCGAGAACAUCGACACCAGCGAAGGCUCCCAGGCCCGCGCCCACGGUGCUGCCGGGGCCAUGGAUGAGGAUGACGAUGACGUUCCUGCGGGUGCUGAGCGGGUGCAGUGCGCCUCUCAGUAA
Molecule: messenger RNA, 1242 nt
Organism: Penicillium lagena
Lineage: Eukaryota; Fungi; Ascomycota; Eurotiomycetes; Eurotiales; Aspergillaceae
Product: type I HSP40 co-chaperone YDJ1
Exons: 4
Coding region: 1-1242 (413 amino acids)
Biological process (GO): response to heat; protein refolding
Cellular component (GO): cytoplasm; cytosol; nucleus
Molecular function (GO): ATP binding; Hsp70 protein binding
Source: RefSeq, a predicted model, not a curated record